CGUGUAUUUUAGGGCGGCUACGUAGGCUUGUUUGGAGGCCCUUUGUUUAAUUAGCAAUGUCUGGACGCGGUAAGCAAGGUGGUAAGGCUCGCGCUAAAGCGAAAUCUCGUUCGUCGAGGGCCGGGCUCCAGUUCCCCGUGGGCCGCGUGCACCGGCUGCUCCGUAAGGGCAACUACGCCGAGCGGGUCGGGGCCGGCGCGCCCGUGUACCUGGCGGCCGUGCUGGAGUACCUGACGGCCGAGAUCCUGGAGCUGGCGGGCAACGCGGCCCGCGACAACAAGAAGACGCGCAUCAUCCCGCGCCACCUGCAGCUGGCCAUCCGCAACGACGAGGAGCUCAACAAGCUGCUGGGCAAGGUCACCAUCGCGCAGGGCGGUGUCCUGCCCAACAUCCAGGCCGUGCUGCUGCCCAAGAAGACCGAGAGCCACCACAAGGCCAAGGGCAAGUGAUUUGACUGACACCUGUUUUCGGAAACGCUUUAAAACCCAAAGGCUCUUUUCAGAGCCCCCCCACCACCUCAAAGGAAGAGCUAUCACUUCAGGUUUAAAAGAAAAAGACAAAGCUGUUCCGGGAAGGAUGCAAGUGUGCCAAGUCAGCUUCAGACUCUGUUACGUGUUGUUUGUCUGUCAGUCGGAGUGCAAACCUUUACCACAUUCGUCAACUCUCACGGACGCCAGGCUGUGGCAGGUGUCAAACGCUUGUCACUGCGGAGAUGCCUGAAGCCCCGUGUCUGCCAGACUCAUCAGUGCUCAGAAACAAGUAGAUGGAUGACAUCCAAGUUCUAACAUCACUGACUGACUGUGCACCUGCACAUUUUUCCUCUUGAAAACUUCCUCCGGUCUAAUUACUUUGUGUACCUGUGUGCCGUGGGGAUAAGGAGAGUAAAGAGGAGAGAAAGUAAUUACUGAGUGGAAGCAGCACUCUCUCAUCCAAAAAUGUCUAAUUUUUUGAAUGAGCAAAUGCAUUCGGAGGGUUCAAACAAAUCCAAGGAACAAGGUGUGCAUGCAGAACGCCCUCUUCCACUGGACUAGCACAUCAGCAUUGCUAAUUCAUGCAGCUGUGAGACAAGAAAGAGUGCGUUCCCCACCCCCCCUGCACUCAGUCUGUCUUGAAGAGCUUUCCAGACUAAGCAGGGAGCUCCCUUCCUGUACGCCUAGCUCCUAGCUCCGUGGCGUACUGUGUGGCUGCCGUUUGUGUCACCUGCCUCCUGUUGGCAGGCACUGGAGCCAACUCUGGAAUGAUAAGCCCUGAUUUACAGCCCAUUGAAAGUGUUCUCAUAUUCUGCUGCGAUGGUGGAAAGAGAACAGAAACUGGAGUCCCUCAUGGGUUGGACUCAAGUUUCUGCCCCUUAUAAACUAUGUGGCUUCAGCCAAGGUAGUAAUGUUGGACCUCCGUUUCCUCCUCUGGGAAAUGCGGGUAAUACAGAAUGAAAAAAAAAAAAAAAAGAUCACGCGUCUGAAUUGCUUGGAGCUGUGAAGAACAGCACAAAUAAAGUUAGUUGAUUGUCA
Hipposideros armiger (great roundleaf bat) is the source of this 1508-nucleotide messenger RNA. RefSeq names its product histone H2A type 1. Bases 57 to 449 code for a protein of 130 amino acids. The transcript is spliced from 3 exons. Gene Ontology annotation, cellular component: nucleosome. Gene Ontology annotation, molecular function: protein heterodimerization activity; DNA binding; structural constituent of chromatin. The record is from RefSeq and is a predicted model, not a curated record. NCBI's taxonomy places the organism in Eukaryota, Metazoa, Chordata, Mammalia, Chiroptera, Hipposideridae.